This is a messenger RNA of Penicillium soppii, 1029 nucleotides long. RefSeq names its product alpha/beta fold hydrolase. The transcript has a single exon. Gene Ontology annotation, molecular function: catalytic activity. The record is from RefSeq and is a predicted model, not a curated record. NCBI's taxonomy places the organism in Eukaryota, Fungi, Ascomycota, Eurotiomycetes, Eurotiales, Aspergillaceae. Bases 1 to 1029 code for a protein of 342 amino acids.
AUGCACUUGAAUCUAUUUUUGUUCGCCGUUUCGGCACCACUGUUUGUUAAUCUGAUUGUGGCGUCUCCUUUGACUGAAGGUUAUACCAAACAGCUAGCACCCUUAAAAAGAGCAGUCACCGCUAGUCCCAGUUUACUGAACGUCGAAUAUUUCGAGGAUGGUCCACUUGGCGGCGAAACGGUGGUUUUGAUCCACGGCUUCCCAUACUCGAUAGACGCAUUCGCUCCUGUGGUUCCCCUGCUCGUCAAUCAAGGAUACCGAGUCAUCGUACCGUACUUGCGCGGCUAUGGAGGAACUAGAUUUUUGCAUCAAAAUACCCCCCGAAGUGCUGAACAAGCCGCUCUGGGAUACGACCUGAUUGCGUUGAUGGAUGCCCUCCAUAUUGAUACGGCAAUUUGUGCAGGCUACGAUUGGGGCAGUGUCGCUGUGAAUGUAGCGACUGCCCUGUGGCCAGAGCGGUGUACUCGUAUGGUUGCUGCCAACAGCUAUCUUGUUCAAAAUCGAAGCACUGCUUGGGUCCCCACAGACCCCAAUGCUGAAGCAACGCGAUGGUAUUACUACGCCUUCCUCACGCCUCGAGGCGCGGCGGGUCUGGCUGAACGUCCAAAAGACUGGACGAAAACACUUUGGGAAAAGAACUCGAUCGGAUGGAAUUUUACUGAAGAAUAUCUCGACCUCACAACCACGGCGCUGUUCAAUCCUGACUUUGUCGACAUCACAGUCAAUUUUUACCGCAACCGACUUCUUUACGCGCCUGGAGACCCAUCCUUCGCGGAACUUGCAAAUAAACUGGAUAAUCUACCGACUAUCACGGUUCCGUCAGUUACUCUGGACCCGGAAGACAGUAUUGUUCUGCCACCAGCGGAUGCUUCUGCUGCAGCAAAAUUCUUCACGGGGCCGCGUUGCCACUACCGACUACCCGGCGUUGGAGAAAAUAUCCCGUACCAGGCGCCUGAAAUAUUCGCGAAUGCAAUCAUACAGGUUUCAGGUCUGAGUGUGUCAAAUACCACAUGUGCUGGUACUUUAUGA